Messenger RNA from Juglans microcarpa x Juglans regia, 1439 nucleotides. Its product is annotated as probable glycosyltransferase At3g42180. NCBI's taxonomy places the organism in Eukaryota, Viridiplantae, Streptophyta, Magnoliopsida, Fagales, Juglandaceae. Gene Ontology annotation, molecular function: glycosyltransferase activity. The record is from RefSeq and is a predicted model, not a curated record.
AAGAAGUUUAAAGAGAGUCGAAGGAGAAUUAGCUAAAGCAAGAGCAGCCAUACGUGAAGCAAUUCAGUCAAGGAACUAUACAUCCGAGAAGAAAGAGACUUUUAUACCUAGAGGGUCCAUUUACAGAAACCCCCAUGCUUUUCAUCAGAGCCACAUAGAGAUGCAGAAGAGGUUCAAGGUAUGGACCUACGAAGAAGGAGAGCAACCUUUAGUCCACGAUGCACCAGUAAACAACAUCUACGCCAUGGAAGGGCAAUUCAUGGAUGAAAUAGAAAGCUACAAAAGCCCCUUCAGGGCUAGCCAUCCUGAAGAGGCACACGUAUUUUUCCUGCCUAUUAGUGUAGCCAAGAUUGUUGCCUAUGUUUACAUGCCUAUUAUCUCCAAAGCUGAUUUCCAUCGAGGUCGUCUGCAACGGAUCGUAAUGGACUACAUCAAGCUCAUAGCAGAUAAGCACCCUUACUGGAACAGAAGCAAAGGUGCUGACCAUUUUAUGCUUUCAUGUCACGAUUGGGCACCAGAUGUCUCAGCUGCUAACCCCGAAAUCUUCAAGAACUUCAUUAGGGUUCUCUGCAAUGCCAACACCUCUGAAGGAUUCCAGCCAAUAAGAGAUGUCUCACUACCUGAAAUUUAUUUACCCUUUGGAAAGCUCCGCCAACCAAUUCGAGGCCAGGACCCUACCAACCGCCCGAUCCUCGCCUUCUUUGGCGGCCACCACGGACACAUUCGGAAAGUGCUACUCAAGUAUUGGAAGGACAAAGAUAGAGAUGUACAGGUCCAUGAGUUUCUCCCCAAGGGCCCAAACUACACCAAAAUAAUGGGGCAGACGAAGUAUUGCUUGUGCCCUAGUGGGUUUGAAGUGGCAAGCCCUAGAGUUGUGGAAGCAAUUUACACGGGAUGUGUACCAGUGAUUAUCUCCGACAGCUAUUGUUUACCAUUCAGCGAUGUCCUUAAUUGGAGCCAAUUUUCUGUAAAAAUUCCCGCAGAGAAGAUACCAGAAAUCAAGACUAUCUUACAAGGGAUUCCCCAUGAGAAGUACUUGAAAAUGCAGAAAAAUGUAGUGAGAGUGCAGAGGCAUUUCGUACUAAAUCGGCCUGCUAAGCCAUUUGAUGUCAUCCACAUGGUGCUUCACUCAGUGUGGUUGAGGAGACUUAAUUUCGCACUUCAUACUUCAAUGCAGGAUGAGGACACUGCAUUAUAAUCUUAGCUUAUAAGCUAGCCUGCUGACAUGAUGAACUUGAGCACACUACUCAUGAGAUGGCUAUACAAGUUAUAAUUUCUGUCCCAUAUAUAUAUAUACAUACAUGUCAGCCAUAAUUAUGCUAGCUAUCUACCUUUAAUUUCUUCAUGUCAGUUUGGCAUGAGCUAGCUAGCUGUGCCUAUAUAUACAAGAUAUAUAUAGUACGUAGCUUGUUCAAAGUAUAAUUAGUUCCUUGGGAUUG